AUGAAACCUGCAGAGGAAGUGAAGCCACUGGUAGAGGAGAAACUGGUGGAGGUCACCGAAAAGCGUGAAGUUACGAUUGAAGAAAUCGCAGAAGCCAGUGCCAUCAUCGAAGCUAUCUUCACAAAGACUGAAGAAAUAUCAGGUCUUGAAAUCGACCUCAUCACCAGCCCAUACGAUUCUGUUGCUCACACUGCUCCAACUCCAAUCAAGAAGAAGGUCCCCGAAGAAGAGACUCACCCCCCUGCUGAGAGAAUACACCAGCAGAGAACACAAGCCGCUGACUUUCGACAGAAGCCUUGCUCGCAUGGAAACUGA
Messenger RNA from Ostertagia ostertagi, 315 nucleotides. The record is from the annotation of a GenBank genome assembly. NCBI's taxonomy places the organism in Eukaryota, Metazoa, Nematoda, Chromadorea, Rhabditida, Trichostrongylidae.